Nipponia nippon (crested ibis) is the source of this 2214-nucleotide messenger RNA. Lineage: Eukaryota; Metazoa; Chordata; Aves; Pelecaniformes; Threskiornithidae. The record is from RefSeq and is a predicted model, not a curated record.
AUGGCUCCAGGGUCUGCGUGGCACAGGCAAGGCGUAACUGGCGAGUUCACCCCUUUCCUCUGGCUUUCAUCAUCUUCCCUCCCAACGCACUGGCAAUCGCUUUAUUUACGGGUUGAGCGUAGUAAUACAUUUGGUUUCAAGAAAAUCCCUGUGGGCAAAGCGUGGCUCCUGAGGCCGUACCUGUGUGGUAAAAUGGAGGUGGAGUUGCGAAUCAGCAGUCAAGCUCGCGCUGCCUUGAGUCUAGCUGGCGGGAUGGCAGCAGCAGGGAGGGUGCGAUUUGUGCCUUCUGCGGCCCCUGGAUAUUACUAUUACAGUCAUAUCUGUAAGACGGUGCCUGAGUUUGAGAAUUACUAUGGUUCUGAGUCUGUUCUUAAGGAAACCAAUGGUUUUUGGGACCUGCGCUUGCCAUUUGGGUGUGGGAUACGAGGAUUGCUGGAUCCAGCUUCCAUGGACCAGAAAAUCGAAGUGAGCUCACUGCCGCCCUGGCUUCCUGCAGGAGAGAUCUUAGCGGGAUCACUAGGGAUUAGCAGUUGUGUGAAUAAAGAUAUCUGCGAGACGAACGUUUCAUGGGUCAGCUCUCUUUCUAUGGGGAUGGUCUUCUUCUGUUCUCCAAUAGUCAGCAUAUUCACAGACAUAUUUGGUUGUCGAAAAGUAGCUGUUAUUGGAGCUGCAGUAGGGUUUGCUGGACUCCUUUCAAGUUCUUUUGUGAGCACUAUUGAACCUCUAUAUUUCACCUACGGAGUCUUAUUUGCCUGUGGCUGCUCAUUUGCGUACCAGCCAUCCUUGGUCAUUCUUGGGCAGUAUUUCAAGAAACGCCUUGGACUAGUGAAUGGCAUUGUCACUGCAGGCAGCAGCUUGUUCACUGUGUCACUGCCCUUCCUCUUGAGAGUUUUGAUCGAUUCUGUUGGCCUAUACAACACCUUGCGGGUCCUGUGCAUCCUUAUGUUUGUUCUGUUCCUGGCUGGCUUUACGUACAAACCCCUCGUUUCCAACACCAAAGACAAGGAGGGAGGAAAGAAGGGAAAGUUCAGAUUUCCUUCUGAAAAAAAGAUUUGCAAUUUCUCCGUUUUCAAAGUUCCCAGUUACCGAAUCUGGGCUUUUGGGAUCCCAGCUGCACUUUUCGGAUACUUUGUGCCUUAUGUUCACUUGAUGAAGCAUGUAAAAGACAGAUUUGGUGACAGCGUGCCAGAAGAAGUGCUUCUGCUGUGUCUGGGCAUUACGUCAGGAGUUGGCAGAUUGAUCUUCGGCAGAGUUGCAGAUUAUAUUCCUGGUGCAAAAAAAGUUUAUUUACAGGUGGCCUCAUUCUUCUUUAUUGGCCUGAUGUCUAUGAUGAUUCCACUGUGCCACGUCUUUGGAGGUCUCAUUGCUGUCUGUCUCUUCAUGGGCCUGUUUGAUGGGUGCUUCAUUUGCAUUAUGGCUCCUAUUGCCUUUGAGCUUGUUGGGGCUCAGGAUGUCUCCCAGGCCAUAGGAUUUUUACUGGGACUCAUGUCAAUACCUAUGACAGUUGGUCCACCCAUUGCAGGUUUGCUGCGUGAUCGCCUCGGCAACUAUGAUGUAGCGUUCUACCUGGCCGGAGUCCCUCCCCUUAUUGGCGGGGCUAUCUUAUGUGUCAUCCCCUGGGUCCAUGAACGGCAGAAGUUAAAAGAAAAAGCAAAACCUGCUGAUGGAGAAACUACUGAGAAAAUGCUGGAAAAUGAAAGUACUUUGGUGUUGGACGCUACAGAGAAGCCAGUCAAAGAAAUGGAAUCUGUUUUUUGAUGCUUUCUUUUCCUGUACCAGCUUGACCUUCUACUGAAGCUAGAUUUGUACUUUUUGGCUGAAGAUACUAUAUGAUACUGAAGAAGUUUUGAACCAUUGUUCAAAUUGCAAAACAGCUAUAAGAAUCUUUUUUAUACCAUUGAACUUUUUUUGAUGAGUUGUUGAGUUUGAUUUCAAGCCACAUUUUCAAAGUAUUUGAAGUUUUGUAGCAUUAGCGUGUACGUCCGUAGUGAUUCUGUGUGUGAAGAGAAUAUUUUUCUAAUUCAUCAGAACCUAUUUCUGGAAGUGUGAAAGCUGGUUUUGGUUCACUGACCCAGGAUUCUUCAAUAACUUUUAUGGUCCAAUGCAGGCACACCCAUGGGUGUUUAUACCGGGAAAUGUAGUAGCUCUUAUGACUGAUCUGUUUUUUGAAGUUUCUCAUGCUGUUAUACAGUCUUUUAUAAUUCUAUAUCAUGA